Messenger RNA from Cucurbita maxima (winter squash), 1630 nucleotides. RefSeq lists its product as uncharacterized. Gene Ontology annotation, cellular component: SAGA complex. Lineage: Eukaryota; Viridiplantae; Streptophyta; Magnoliopsida; Cucurbitales; Cucurbitaceae. The record is from RefSeq and is a predicted model, not a curated record. Gene Ontology annotation, biological process: regulation of transcription by RNA polymerase II. Bases 346 to 1404 code for a protein of 352 amino acids. Gene Ontology annotation, molecular function: transcription coactivator activity. The transcript is spliced from 2 exons.
AAAAUGCGCACGUGCGUAAUUGAAAUGCGAUACGAUUGGCCGAGGGACAAACGCAUUCGCAAGAACUCUGGUCGAUGAUCGCUGUUUUGAUUUCGGUCUCCAAUCUGCAAAUCACCAAAAGCGAUCGAUUCAAGAUUAAACAAUUUAAAGAAGCGGCAAAAACUUGCAAAUUUUCGAUUCAGAAGACGCCGCCAAAAUCAUCCAUCAUUCAUACACAAUUCCGUCAUUUCUUUUCGGUUUCUGGAUUUCUGAUGAAAAGUUCUUGCCCUAUUAGUCUACUUGUUGAAGGGGGAUUCUUAGGGCUUUAUCUCGGAUUCAGCCAUUGUUGAAAUUACAGCUCUGAAAAUGAUUCCGAGGAAAGAUAGUUCUCGUAUAGACACUUCAGAGCUGAAAGCGAUGAUCUACCAAAAGCUUGGACAUCAGAGGUCGGAGAAAUACUUUGAUCAGCUCAAAAAAUUGUUAAGUUUAAAGAUCAACAAGAGGGAAUUCGACAAGUUUUGUAUUCAGAUCAUUGGAAGGGAGGUUAUACCUCUUCAUAAUCGGCUUAUCAGAGCGAUUCUUCGAAAUGCCUGUGUUGCUAAAAUUCCCCCUGUUCUUAGCAGUUCUAGGAAAGUAGGAGCCAAUCUCAGUGUCAAGGUUGUGCAUGGAUAUCAGAAGAGUUGUCUUCAAUCGCUUAAUGGAGAUGCAUUUCUCUCUUCCCCUCGUAAGGGCAGGUCUCCGGCUAGUAGAGACCGCAAGAUUCGAGAUCGCCCGAGUCCUUUAGGUCCAUGUGGGAAGCCUCAGAAUAUUGAACUUGAACUUGCUUUCAAGGCACAAGAACAGCAGAGUGCAACUGAGUUGCAUUCGCUUGGUAGUCGUCCUCCUGUCGAAAUGGCAUCUGUAGAAGACGGAGAAGAGGUCGAGCAGGUGGCUGUGAGUCCAGGAGUUCAGAGCAGAAGCCCGGUUACUGCUCCAUUUGGUAUAUCCAUGAACUUCAUUGGAUCUGGUAAAACUCUGUCUAAUGUAUCUGUAGGAAGAAAUUACCAUGUAACAACAUGUCAAAAUGGUGGCAAGCUACCCGACACAAGGUUGCUAAGAACUCAUUUGAAGCAGAAGUUGGAAACGGAGCAGAUUGAUAUAUCUGUGGAUGGUGUAAACCUUCUCAACAAUGCGCUCGAUGUUUAUUUAAAGAGGUUAAUCGAGCCAUGUUUGAAUUUCUCUCGAUCAAGGUGCGAACGAGAGGGGAAUCAACCGAUCACUAACUCAAGAACCAGAUCCCUGGAACAACAUUGGCAUAGAUCUCAACGGUUGAACAACGCAUCCUUGUUGGACUUCAGUGUUGCAAUGCAACUGAAUCCUGAAGUACUCGGAAAAGACCGAACAAUACAGCUCGAGAAAAUUAGUUUACGAGCUUUAGAAGAGUGAUAGUAGCUGAAUAUAUUCAAAAGGUGAUCAUAUAUUGUGAAUAAUUUGAUGGUUUUGUGUCAUUUUAAAGUUCCACGCUUAUUUUUGUGAUUCUUGCAAUGAAAGGUUUUGAGAUCCAUUUUGAGCCUUAAAUCAUGUUUAUUAGGUUAUAUGUAGAUAAAGGCUCCAACGGUCAUUGUCCUGAGGAAUAUGUUUAUGAUCUAAUAAAAGCUUACAACUUCAGAUA